This is a messenger RNA of Anas platyrhynchos (mallard), 4233 nucleotides long. It is a transcript of the gene ANKH, whose product is annotated as ANKH inorganic pyrophosphate transport regulator. The record is from RefSeq and is a predicted model, not a curated record. Gene Ontology annotation, cellular component: plasma membrane. Gene Ontology annotation, biological process: phosphate ion transmembrane transport. Gene Ontology annotation, molecular function: phosphate transmembrane transporter activity. Lineage: Eukaryota; Metazoa; Chordata; Aves; Anseriformes; Anatidae.
GAGGAGGAGGAGGAGAAGGAGGAGGAGGAGGAGGAGGAGGAAGAGGAGGGCGGCGUUUCCCUGCGCGGCGCUGCAGCCGUCGCCCUGCCGCCGGCGAGCGUCAGGCGGAGGGGGGGGGCUUGCUCCGCGCCCUUCCCCUUGCCCCCUCGCCCCGAGGAUGGCAGCGCUGCCCGCAGGAGCGGCCGGCGGUGUCCCUCCUCUUUUUUUUUCCGGCGGCGGCGGCUCGCUGUCGUGUGGGAGGAGGGCAGCGGGGAUGGACUUGAUCUGCCGGGCGUGCUGCUGAGCCGGCACAGACAGCACCCGGCAGGGCCGCGCCGCGCCGCGCAGCGCCGGGCAGGGAGGGACCGUGCCGGGGGGCUCGGCGCUGCUCUCGCCGCACCGACACGCAGCCACCCUCCUCCUCCUCCUCCUCCUCCUCCUCCUCUUCCUCCUCCUCCUCCUCCUCCUCCUCCUGCGCCCUUUCAUCCUUCCUCGCCGCCGUCCCCCCUCGCCCGUCUCCCGCCGCGGCAGAUGCGCUUGGGGCCCCCGCGCAGCUGGGACUAUGGUGAAAUUUCCAGCGCUCACUAACUACUGGCCCCUCAUCCGCUUCCUCGUCCCGCUGGGCAUCACCAACAUCGCCAUCGACUUCGGGGAGCAGGCCUUGAAUAGGGGCAUCGCUGCAGUUAAGGAAGAUGCUGUGGAAAUGCUGGCCAGCUAUGGGCUGGCGUACUCCCUGAUGAAGUUCUUCACAGGUCCAAUGAGUGACUUCAAAAACGUAGGUCUGGUGUUUGUGAACAGCAAGAGAGACAGGACCAAAGCAGUUUUGUGCAUGGUUGUGGCUGGCGCUGUAGCUGCUGUAUUUCAUACCUUAAUAGCAUAUAGCGAUUUGGGGUAUUACAUUAUUAAUAAGCUACACCAUGUGGAUGAAUCAGUGGGAAGUAAAACUCGGAGGGCCUUCCUUUAUCUUGCUGCCUUCCCUUUUAUGGAUGCCAUGGCAUGGACCCAUGCUGGGAUUCUGCUGAAACACAAGUACAGUUUCCUGGUGGGAUGUGCCUCCAUCUCAGAUGUCAUAGCUCAGGUUGUUUUUGUAGCCAUUUUGCUUCACAGUCACUUGGAGUGCAGGGAGCCUCUCUUGAUCCCAAUCUUGUCACUCUACAUGGGAGCACUUGUCCGGUGUACCACACUAUGCCUGGGAUACUACAGGAACAUACAUGAUGUCAUUCCUGACAGAAGUGGGCCUGAAAUGGGGGGAGAGGCUACAAUAAGGAAGAUGCUGAGCUUCUGGUGGCCUUUGGCAUUAAUUUUGGCAACUCAGCGAAUAAGUAGGCCCAUUGUCAACCUUUUUGUCUCCCGGGACCUAGGUGGCAGUUCUUCGGCCACAGAGGCAGUGGCAAUUCUGACAGCUACCUAUCCUGUGGGACACAUGCCGUACGGCUGGCUGACAGAAAUUAGAGCAGUAUACCCAGCUUUUGACAAGAAUAACCCCAGCAAUAAACUGGUGAACACCAACAGCACUGUCACAGCGACACAUAUCAAGAAGUUCACUUUUGUUUGCAUGGCUUUGUCCUUAACGCUCUGUUUUGUGAUGUUUUGGACACCAAACGUGUCAGAGAAGAUUUUAGUUGACAUAAUCGGAGUAGACUUCGCUUUUGCAGAGCUGUGCGUCGUUCCUUUGCGCAUCUUCUCCUUCUUUCCAGUUCCAGUGACAGUCAGAGCACACUUGACUGGUUGGCUGAUGACUCUAAAGAAGACGUUUGUGCUGGCACCCAGCUCAGUGCUGCGGAUCAUCGUCCUCAUCACUAGUCUCAUUGUUCUGCCUUACUUGGGAGUUCAUGGAGCCACUCUUGGAGUAGGAUCCCUUCUAGCAGGUUUUGUGGGAGAAUCCACCAUGGUUGCAAUAGCAGCCUGUUAUGUCUAUCGGAAACAGAAAAAGAAGCGGAAUGAGAAUGAAACAGCUGCAGAAGGCGAAGACUCUGCUAUGACCGACAUGCCUCACACGGAGGAAAUGACAGACAUCGUAGAAAUGAGAGAAGAGAAUGAAUAAUAAAGGGGAUGCAAUUGUUCUCUACAGGGACGAUUGGAGUGAUACUUCAGCAUCUUGUCGUCUCUCAUACUUUUUUGUUUGUUUGUUUUUAUUUUUGUAAUAAAGAGGCCUUGAUUUAAAAGGUUUCAGAUAAAUUCUCUAGCAUACUGAGUAUGCUCACACUGAUGAGGGACCUAAAAAGAGGUCUUUGCUUUUUCUUUUUCAAUUGAAUUUGUUUUCUCACUCCAUGCAGACAUAAAAGAUACAAUUGCAUCGCUGUAGAGUCUUCCUUACUUAUGCAUCCACCUUCUCUGGACAAUCUGCAUUUGUCAACCAAAGCCCUGCUGUGUGUGUAUGCGUGCGCGUGUGUGCACGCACACGAGUGCCACUGGCUCAGUGCUACUGCCAUAAUCCUACUCCCUCCCCUUUCUUUUUCCUUCCUUUUCUUCAUGAGAAAUGUUAAGGAAAAGAAGUUUGGAAUACAGAGCUUUAUUUUACUUGCUUGAAAAUGACUUUGCUACAUAAACUAAUAUACUAUGGUGAACUAUAUCUUUUGUUUGGCCUCGUCACUAGAGCUUAUACUGCACAGGGUACAACACAGGGAGGAACGUGUAAGUCUCCGCAUGGAAAGUGGAGAAAAACAGGCUCCUCUCUCCUGUUAAAAGUGUGUGAUUGUGUAUAUACACACACAGAUACAUAAACAGAGACAUACAUAUAUAUAUUUAUAUAUAUAUGCAUACAAUAAAUAAAAUACACACAGGACAAGAACUCUAUUUACCUUUCAUUCCGUCUGAAAGAUAGAAAUCUGUUGAAAAAUGUAAAUUUAUAAUUCAGAGUCUUCUUGAAUAGUUAAGCACCGUGUUAUAUAGGUCUCUUUAGGGAAAAAAAAAACAUGCACUUUCCUCUUGUGAAGAGGGUAAUAGCAAAUGAUAGAAUUUGACUGUAUUUAAAUAAAAAAAAAUAAUAAAAAUUGACAAGCUUUACCAAAGUUCUUGUCCACUGAUUUAACUUUAAUUUUUAAAGGAUGAUUUACUCUAGACUUAUUUCUGGUGCCUAUAUAUUUAAAAACAAACAACAGAUAACUUCUGCAGGAUACCAUGGUAUAUUGCGUUACUACACUUAGUUCCAUGAAGGUCUUUAUUUGGUGAUGUACACAUGCUCACACGUACAUGUAUAUAUAUAUAAGUAUAUAUAUACACACACACUUCUGUGUAUGUUUUGCUAUGAUGUAUUUACCUAUGCAGUAGAUCAAAAUCAGUAUGGCGAAGCUCAAGUACUGAUGAUCCUCCAAGUCCUUAAUUAGGGACCAUGAUCGCUUGUUAGCUCUCAAUACAGCAGUGUCAUGGAAGCAGAAAGCUGCUCAAACCAGCAAGCACUGCACUUUGCAAACAAGGCAGGCACUGUGCGGUUUAAUUGGGCCUUAAAUAGGAGAGCAUGAGGUUGGAUGGUCAAUCUGUGUCAGGUGGAAGUGAAGCCUGUGUAAGAGGUCACUGAACCAGAGAUGGUUUGGGUGCCACCAGUGGUGGCUGCAGGAGCAGUUUGUACUCCUCUGCUGGUUUGUGUCUGGCUGCGGGGCAGCAUUCCUGUUACCAGUUUGUAGUAGCUUGGGUUCUUUCAGCUGUAACCAUGCCUGAGUUUGGAUACCGUUAUCCUACAUACUAUAUCUGCAAGUCAGUUAAUUUAAACUUUAUUAAGUAAAAAUAUAUUUUUCUAAGUUGUGGGAAUGAUUAUUUAAUUGUGGACAACUUCAGUUUCUGGAUUAUUUGCCAGGUACUCCCAGCACUCAGAGAACUGAUCGGAACUAGGCAUUACUUUCAAUGUUGUAUCAAUAUAUGUGUAUAUAUACAUACACAUGUGUAUAAAUAUAUAUAUUGUAUAUUAUGUAUAUUUAUUUUAAGCUAGAAUACAUUUCCUAUUUUUCCAAGUUCAGCUAAAAACGUCUCUAAAACACUACAGAGUUGGAUAGUAACCAGGUAUGGCUAUAAUGAAAGGCAUUGUAUCAAUGAGCUUUAUUUUAAACAUUUGUACCGAUUUUUUACAUGCACAAAUGACUUAGAAGUGAUGACAUUGAAUGGCAGACUUGAAAAAUCAGUUUGUGGUUAAUUAGCAGUGGCACUAAGAGGCAAGACUAAACCUAGUAGCCUCACAUCUUCUGUGCCACCACAAGGUUGUUCUCAUUGUUUCUCACAGUAGAUUAAACAAACCAACCAACCAAAAAAAAUAAUAAAAAA